UUAGCGUUCCGUAGCGCGCCGGUAAGCCAAAGAGACUUAGUUGGCAAAAACAUAAAAAAAAGGCCUGAAUCGGAUCGGAAGGAUUGGUCCGAUUCCUAAUAGUUUUCAUUCUCGAAUUUGUGUUGAUUCGACGAAGCCUUGCCACCGUUGCAGACGAACACUUCACACUUUGUAAACACUUCACGAUCCAAAAUCUGAAUUUAAAUGAUUUAUACCUUUGUCCUUUCGUCGUUUGGCAAUCCUCCAUCAAUAUUUUAUGAUAUUGCUAUCGGGGCGUUUCCAAAGUCCGAAGUAUGAACAUUUUUGGGUUCACCUUGGUGUUAUACUAGCAUUCAUAUAGAAGAGACUAGCCGUGCAGUGUAACAUUUUGAACUGUACAUAAGAGGCCAAAAAUGUGUAUCUUGUUUGUUUAUGUAAAUCCAAAGCCAGAACCUGGUGGUUACAAAAUAAUUCUAGCAAGUAAUCGGGACGAAUCGCUGUCUAGGCCUGCUCUACCUGCACAUGAAUGGUUGCCAAACCAUGGUGGAGUAUAUGGAGGAAUUGAUAUGCAACCUGGUAAGGAAGGUGGAACUUGGCUAGCUAUGAACAAGCAUGGAAGAAUAAGUGUCCUUUUGAAUGUUGGCCAAAGUGACAGCGAAACUGCUGUUAUUACUGACCCAUCUUCUGGAAGAGGUUUUUAUGCAGUUGAAUGGGUCACAAAUAUGAAAAAGGAUAUGCAAGGAAUAUUCAAUAUUGUUAAAGAGAAACAUGGAAACCGUGAACAGACCUUUAGGCUUGUUGCAUUUGAUACAAAUGGGGAACCUAAAGUAGGAACGCUUACCUACGCGGGUAGUAAGCAUGAUGGAUUUCUUGAGGAAUUUCUGCCUCCUGGAGUGCAUGCUUUGGGAAAUAAUACCCCUGACAUUACUUGGAAUAAGAUAGUCAAUGGGAAAAAGGAAUUUGAGUCCAUCAUUAAAAACACUUUUUCUUGGAACAACAGACAAGACCUUUUAGACUCCCUUAUUAUGCUGUUGGGAAGCAGGGAAAAACAUUGGCCAGAUCCUGGGAUUGUACAACAGAUGAAAGGUUCAGAUUUGGUUAUGCAAGGCCUAAGUGCAAUAUUUGUGGACAUCUCUAGGGUUUAUGGGACCAGAACACAAACUGUGAUUUUAAUCAGUUAUGAGAACGAGGCACUAUUUUACGAAAGAACAAUGGAAGGUGCUUCGGGUGAUCAACCAGUUGCGUGGAUUGAAAGCCACCAUGCAUUUAAUUUAGAAACAGAUGAUUGUUCAAUUGGUGAUCUAUCCGGGAAAAGCGACCAGUUUAUUGUAAGCUUGCUCGAGAUUUUGACUUAGAGAUCGACAUUUUUUAGAUCGGCGCCGGAUGUUGAAGGCAUGCCUACAUCAUCUGGCGGAAUAAAACGGCCUAUCGGCUGUACAGCUUCCUAAGAAAAAAUAGUGGUCCAUUUGAAUGAAUGCAAUAAACUACUUCAGAUCAAUUA
Messenger RNA from Daphnia magna, 1480 nucleotides. RefSeq names its product transport and Golgi organization protein 2 (gene Tango2). Gene Ontology annotation, biological process: Golgi organization; protein secretion. NCBI's taxonomy places the organism in Eukaryota, Metazoa, Arthropoda, Branchiopoda, Diplostraca, Daphniidae. The record is from RefSeq and is a predicted model, not a curated record. The transcript is spliced from 6 exons. Bases 393 to 1334 code for a protein of 313 amino acids. Gene Ontology annotation, cellular component: Golgi apparatus.